Messenger RNA from Daphnia pulicaria, 2172 nucleotides. RefSeq names its product cap-specific mRNA (nucleoside-2'-O-)-methyltransferase 2-like (gene aft). Gene Ontology annotation, cellular component: cytoplasm; nucleus. Gene Ontology annotation, molecular function: methyltransferase cap1 activity. Gene Ontology annotation, biological process: 7-methylguanosine mRNA capping. The transcript has 10 exons. The record is from RefSeq and is a predicted model, not a curated record. Bases 220 to 2106 code for a protein of 628 amino acids. NCBI's taxonomy places the organism in Eukaryota, Metazoa, Arthropoda, Branchiopoda, Diplostraca, Daphniidae.
AUACUAUAAUCGGUACACACUACACAGUUGACAGUACACAGAGGCGGAGGCGACAGUUCGACAGAGCACUCAGAGCAGGGCAGCAGGCUCCGAUCGACCGAUAAGCUGUCAAAUCAAACUCAGGUUCCACGGCUUUGGUAAUACUAAUACCAGUUAAUACCCAUAUGGGUGAAAUGUGGUGAUAGUGGUGAUACACAUACGUCAUCGAUACCAUUUACAAUGGAAGCAGAAAUUGAACUACACUUUUUAAAAAAAUUCCAAUUUAAACAACUUGUACAAAGUUCUUGGUCCUGCAGAAAUCCAUUCGGUAAUUGUUCAUGGAAGAUUCCAGAAUUGGAAAGUUUGAAAUAUCAUUUAAAUUGUACCAAAGGUCUUUUAAGUCAUAUGGAAGCAUCAACAUGGCAUGACCAUACAAAUUACACCAACCAUGCAGCUGAUAUUUUCCACAAAGUUAAAUGUGAUAUUAAUCCAGAGCUAUUAACACAGGCCUGGUUGAAGUUUUAUGAAUGUCUGGCUCAGUUUGAUUUAGUUGGUGAACUACCUCAGCAUAGUUCUGUGUUUCAAAGUGUUCAUUUGUGUGAAGCUCCAGGAGCCUUUAUUACAUCCUUGAAUCAUUUUCUUCAAUUACGCUAUCCAUUUUUGGAGCUGAAAUGGUCGGCAAUAACUCUGAAUCCCUACUAUGAAGGAAAUUUUAGGAAAUCAAUGAUUGGAGAUGAUCGUUUCAUUUCUAGUACCUUGAAACACUGGAAUUUCGGAUUUGAUGAUACAGGAAACAUAAUGGAAUGGUGUAAUGUUAAAGCCAUGUUGAAAAAGCCUCAUCAUCAAGUGAAUCUUGUAACUGCAGAUGGAAGUGUUGAUUGCGCGGAUAAUCCGGGUGAACAAGAAAACUAUCUCGCACCUUUACAUUGGUGUGAAACAAUAUCAGCCUUAUUAAUAUUAAGCAAUGGUGGUUCAUUUAUUUUGAAAAUGUUCACCCUGUUCGAACAUACUUCGGUUUCUCUUCUGUAUUUACUAAUGAUGUCAUUUGAAGAACUUCACGUAUUCAAACCAUGCACAAGUAAAGAAGGAAAUUCGGAAGUAUACAUAAUUGCACUUCGCUACAUUAAAACGGAACAUGUGGAUAACUUGUUGCGCAUAAUUCAGUUACAGGUUUAUGAAAGGAAAACAGAUGUUUCUUUGAAUGCUUUGUUUUCUUUAGACGAAAUUCCCGAAGCCUUCUUACAUGACAUCAUUAGCUGCGCGACGCUGUUCAAGAAACACCAGGAACACGCUAUUUUGCGGAACCUGACACUUUAUAAUAUCCCGUUCGAAGAAAAAGAGUUGGAAAUCAUCAAAAAGAAAAUUGCAUAUCGUUACAUGCAAAAGUACUGCUUGCAACGAAUUCCACUUUCAAAGCAAAUCGUGACCACUAAAAUUCAAAAAUUGACAUUUUUGGAUAUUCAGCUUGGCCGCAUUAAGCGUCAUAACAUAAUGUCUUCCUUCUUUAAUCUAAACGAAGUUUUACACUUACAAUCAGAACUGAUCGAAAUCAAUGAUCUUCUUGAAAACUUAAAAAUUCGAAAGUGGAUCAAUGUGGAAAAAGAAGAUUGGCAACAAAACAUAAAAUAUAUCCACGGGAAAUCCUAUGAUAUUUUACGAAACUCAAAAUUUUGUCAUGAGCAUAUUUUUUAUGUUUUUGAAAGCAUUGCCAACACAUCUUCAGAACCAAAAUUCAACUCUUCCUUUUGUAAUGCACUGCUCCAAAGAGAACAAACUAGUUUACUUAAUACUUUCUUAGAUUCUAGUUCCACGAUUCGCGAAGGGGAGGAUUUUGAACUAAAAAAACCUGUAUUGUCUAGAUUUGCUGUGGCUACUGUGUGGAUCAUGUCUCUUCUAUUUUCCCAAAUUGAAUGUCACGUCAAGGAUGAACCAAUACUUCGUUUCGUAGGUUAUAAAGAAGUACCCGAAAUCAUGAAAUGGAUGCGAGUUCUCGAUCAAGAAUUACUGAAUUUUGUCGACAUUUCAACUCUUUGCCGGGGCUCAUUUUCUGAUUUGAUAUUACUUUAUAACACGAAGUUGCUCUUGCAGUUUUCCUUGUCUUCAACAAGUACUAUGUCUGCUUAUUGAACACGAAGCAUUUCCUAAUUGAAUUUGAAGGUGUGAUCUAUUUUAAUAAAAUUAAGAAAAUCAUUA